UAACCAACCUAAAAUCACACAUCCAUUUAUUCUUCACUACGUUAUCUACUGCCAGUUCUCAAUGCUCUUUGUUCUUGUCUUGCCUACUUUCUUUUUGUUUCUUCUCUUUUAGCCUCUUUCCUUCUUCUUUUUUCUGUUUGUGAUUUUUUUUUUAAUAGUAUUUUUGAGUGAGAAAAUUAUUCAAAAAUGGCUGUAGCUAUGGCUUCUUGUGCUCUCGGUGCUCACCUCAGUAAUGCUAUUCUGAAAGCCUCUGAAACUCGAGUUUCAAGUGGGUUUUUCAUCAGAGGCGCCAAAUGUUUCUCCAUUUUUCAUCAGAGAAAAUGGCUAUCUUCAGCCACUACAAUCACUCCACGGGCAUCGACUUCCACUGUGGAGGACGGCAAACAGGAUGCAAGUCAGAGUGAAAGUGAUACCGUUCCAACUCCAGUCGUUAUUAUCGACCAAGACUCUGAUCCAGAUGCGACUGUUGUGGAGAUAACUUUUGGGGAUCGGCUUGGAGCUCUUCUUGACACUAUGAAUGCACUCAAAAAUCUUGGACUCAAUGUUGUUAAAGCAAAUGUUUUCUUGGAUUCUUCUGGGAAGCACAACAAGUUUGCCAUCACUAGAGCUGACACAGGUAGAAAAGUAGAUGAUCCAGAGUUGCUUGAGGCAAUUCGCUUGACAAUUAUAAACAAUUUGAUAGAGUAUCACCCGGAAUCGAGUACCCAAUUAGCAAUGGGAGCAGCCUUUGGAAUAGUGCCACCAAAACAACAGGUUGAUGUGGAUAUAGCAACCCGCAUAAGAAUCAAUGAUGAUGGUCCUAACCGGAGUUUGCUUUCUGUGGAAACAGCUGAUCGCCCGGGAUUAUUGGUGGAUCUUGUAAAGAUCAUAACUGACAUCAAUAUUGCCGUUCAAUCAGGAGAAUUUGACACUGAGGGGUUGUUGGCCAAGGCAAAGUUUCAUGUUAGUUACAGGGAUAAACCCAUUAGCAAGCCUCUCCAGCUGGUUCUUGCUAAUAGCUUGCGAUACUUUUUGAGGCGUCCAUUCACAGAGGAGGCAAGUUUUUGAGCCUUAUAGGGGACCAGAUUUAGGAUUAUAUAUUCAAGGGAUGUUGUUGUUUCCACUUUUGAAGGGAUAUGUAUGUAUAACCAAAAAGAAAAAGGAAAAAGAAGAAGAAGAUAGAACGGUGAACUGAAAAUCCAACACAUUUAAAUUGGUAAAAUUUCCAGCUAAAACUGCAAUGUAAAAUGGUAACUAUACUUAGUUAUAGUGAUAACAUUAUAGUAACCCUUGGUGGCAUUUGCUGAUAAUGAAAAGUUAGAGAGAAAUGGCAUUGGAUUCA
Quercus robur (English oak) is the source of this 1321-nucleotide messenger RNA. RefSeq names its product ACT domain-containing protein ACR11. The transcript has 10 exons. The coding region runs from base 187 to 1047 and encodes 286 amino acids. The record is from RefSeq and is a predicted model, not a curated record. NCBI's taxonomy places the organism in Eukaryota, Viridiplantae, Streptophyta, Magnoliopsida, Fagales, Fagaceae. Gene Ontology annotation, cellular component: chloroplast thylakoid membrane; chloroplast stroma.